Paramormyrops kingsleyae is the source of this 4970-nucleotide messenger RNA. NCBI's taxonomy places the organism in Eukaryota, Metazoa, Chordata, Actinopteri, Osteoglossiformes, Mormyridae. The record is from RefSeq and is a predicted model, not a curated record.
AGUUCACCUCGUCGGCCCGCCUCUCUCAUCCUCUCCCCGGAUCAUGAGCUGAGUCUUCCCGGGAGAAACUUGAGGAAGAUGGCGGCGGACGAUCGCUCCCGGUCCGAAGCUGCGAAGCAGCGACGGCAGGACCAACUCCAGCGGUGGCUGGGAUCCGAAACCGACAGAACCGGGACGGAGCUGCGGGAUCGGCCGUCGACGAGCGGAGGGCGUCGGGCCCGGGUGUGCUUUGCCCAGGGUGCUGUGUUUAUGGCCGCUUGCUCCGCCGGAGACCGGGAAGAAGUGUCAGAGCUGCUGAAGCAGGGAGCCGAUAUAAACCACGCGAAUGUGGACGGACUGACGGCACUGCACCAGGCCUGCAUUGAUGAUAAUAUAGAUAUGGUGCAGUUCCUGGUGGAGAACGGGAGUGAGGUCAAUCGAGGGGACAAUGAGGGCUGGACCCCCCUCCAUGCCGCCGCCUCCUGCGGAUUCAUCCCGAUCGCUAAGUUCUUGAUUGACCACGGCGCACUGGUAGGGGCCGUGAAUAGUGAGGGAGAGCUACCUCUGGAUGUGGCCACAGAAGAUGCAAUGGAGAGACUCUUGAAAGCAGAGAUAAAGAAGCAGGGGGUGGACAUGGAGAACGCCAGGCGUGAGGAGGAGAGGGUGAUGCUGCGGGACGCCAUGGCGAUCUCGGCUGGGCGUGGCACCUUGACCCCCCACUCCAUCACGGGAGCCACUGCCCUUCAUGUGGCGGCAGCCAAGGGCUACAUGGAGGUCAUGAAGUUGCUGUUCCAGUGCGGGCUGGAUGUGGACUGCAAGGACUGCGAUGGGUGGACGCCACUGCAUGCCGCUGCACACUGGGGUCAGGAAGAGGCCUGCAGCCUGCUGGCGGACAACAUGUGUGACAUGGGAGCAGUCAACAACGUGGGCCAGACUCCCCUGGAUGUCACGGAUGAGAAUUUGGUGGACACCCUGGAGGAACUCCAGAAGAAACAGAAUGUUAUGCGAAGUGAACGACAGAAAGCCUCCCAGCCGCCCAUCAUCGAGACCAGCUCGCCUGUCUCUACGGCAGCCACGCGGCCGCGCAGGACCUCAAUUUCUCGUAUGAGCAGCAAAGAGAAGAUCAGCCUGCAUGAACGGGAGCGGCACCCGCCGCCGCCGCUGCAGAACACCCCCAAUGAGGAUGAGGAGGAAGAGAUCCAGGCUGGUCCCCAGGGGCCUUCUGGGGCUUCCAGCAGCUCCAGCUCGGAGGAGGACAGCGAAUCAGAAAGUGACGCCGAAUCAGAGAAAGCGAAAACCCGCGAGAUCAUCAACAACAAGCGGAACACCUCGGCCCUCUCUGCGGUCUCCACGGCAGCCAGCGCCACGGCAACCCAGAGUAAAAAGGCAGAUCCUGGGAAGCCCCCUGUGGCAGAGGCCCCGGGCUCCUGGAGGACAUCCCUGCGCAAAUCGGACAGCUCCGUGGCGCUGGGUGGGGGCACCGAGCCCAGUCGCCAGAGCAGCAACCCUGAGUGGACCCCCCAGACGAUGACCCGCUCAGCGUCCAGUCCCAGGCUCAGCUCCGAGUCCGACGCCAAGGAGACCAGGCUGGCCCGGGUCCCCCCCACUCCUUCCCGCCGGCUUUUCAGCAUUACGGACAACAACCCUCCCAGCGACACCUCCAGCAGCGGCAUAACUCGUAGCUCCUCCUACACACGCCGCUUCAACAGCCAAUCAGCGAGCGAUUUAACGGGCCCCGCCCCUGGCUUGCCGCGCAGCUCAUCUUAUGGAAAAAAACUAGAUGACCCCACGGUGACCUCUGUAACCACAGGAUACACUUCUGGGCUCAAUCGCCUCAACAGCCUGGUCGCCCAGAGACUUGCUCAGGAACAGGCAGACAAAAGGGACACGUUUUCAACAACAACCUCAAAUGCGGCGAACUUGGCAACUGCAGAGCAGGAGACCAAACAGCGGCGCAAGUCCUAUCUGACUCCCGUGAGGGAUGAGGAGGCUGAAGCGCAGAGGAAGGCACGCUCCAGGCAUGCCCGGCAGUCCCGCAGGUCAACUCAGGGUGUGACACUAACCGACUUACAGGAAGCCGAGAAGACAAUCAAGACAGAGCAAAAGGAACGAGAGAAAAAAAAGGAGGAGGAUGAGAGGGAUACGAGGGGGUCAGAGCAGGAAGUGAGCUGGAGGUCCCGCAUCGCCAACCUCCAGAAGUCAGACCUGCUGGGCCUCACCACCCCCGCCGGUGCCCCUCGCCCCCACACGGCAGACGGAAGAGAUUCCCAGGAAGGCGGCACCAGCCUGGAGGACCGGCUGAACAGGGAGAGAAGGACUCGGGUUCGACGGAGGGCGGCGCAGCGGACCGGAGAGAGCGAUGACAAUGAACUCAGUGCAGAAGAGGAGGGGGGGAGCAGAGGCUCGGAUUCCCAGUCACAGGCUGGCCGGAACAGCAGCAGGUCUGAUGGGCCUUUGAAUGACAUCAUCAGUCGUGGUUCCGAAACGAAGGACUAUAAGCGGUUGUUUGAGGAAGUGUCUUUGGAGAACAGCCAGCUGCAGUCUCAGCUGCAGGACACGCAGCGGACCGUGUCCCAAACCCGGGCCGAUCUGGAUAAAGCCACUCAGAGACAAGAGCGCUUUAGUGACUGCUCCGCCCUCCUGGAGCUGGAGAAGAAGGAGCGGAGACUUUUGGAGCGACGUGUGGCAGAGUUGGAGGAGGAGCUGAAGGUGCUGGGGGACCUGAGAGCCGAUAACCAGCGUCUGAAGGAUGAGAACGGGGCCCUGAUCCGCGUCAUCAGCAAGCUGUCAAAAUAGAGGGAAAGCCAAGGGGGUCACAGGGAGAGCAAAUAGUAAUGCUCUCUUCUGUCCACAUCCCUUCGGCCAGAAGUGAACUGCCCAUUCUGUUCCGCCCACUCCCCUCUCCACGCCCCUUUAAUCAGUUAUGAAUUGUCCACUCCCCUCUCCACGCCCCUUUAAUCAGUUAUGAAUUGGCCACUCCCCUCUCCACGCACCUUUAAUCAGUUAUGAAUUGUCCACUCCCCUCUCCACGCCCCUUUAAUCAGUUAUGAAUUGGCCACUCCCCUCUCCACGCCCCUGUAAUCAGUUAUGAAUUGGCCACUUCCCUCUCCACGCCCAUUUAAUUAGUUAUGAAUUGGCCACUCCCCUCUCCUUGCCCAUUUAAUCAGUUAUGAAUUGGCCACUCCCCUCUCCACGCCCCUGUAAUCAGUUAUAAAUUGGCCACUCCCCUCUCCACACCCAUUUAAUCAGUUAUGAAUUGUCCACUCCCCUCUCCACACCCAUUUAAUCAGUUAUGAAUUGGCCACUCCCCACUCCACGCCCCUGUAAUCAGUUAUGAAUUGGCCACUCUCCUCUCCACGCCUAUUUAAUCCGUUAUGAAUUGUCCACUCCCCUCUCCACGCCCCUGUAAUCAGUUAUGAAUUGGCCACACCCCUCUCCACACCCAUUUAAUCAGUUAUGAAUUGUCCACUCCCCUCUCCACGCCCCUGUAAUCAGUUAUGAAUUGGCCACUCCCCUCUCCACGCCUAUUUAAUCAGUUAUAAAUUGUCCACGCCCCUGUAGUCAGUUAUGUAUUGCCCACUCUCCUCUUAAAAACCCAUUAGUGAGUCAUGUCCCACCCAUUCCUCUUUCCACACCACUUACUCAGCCAUAUUCCAGUCACUCACCAGUUGAUACUCCUUCACUAAUGCUCUGUUAACCUGUCCAUACCCCUUCUGCCCACUAAUCAGCCCUCAUUAUCUCCAAUAUGACCCACCCACCAUAUCCUCCCAGCCCCUCAUUGUACAAGCCAUUGUAUCCACCCUUCUCCCAUUUUAUCCUACACUGUCAGCCUGCUUCCCUCUGCUUCCAUCCCUUCAAGUGCCAAAGAGAGAAGACAGUGAAAAGAAUGUCACCCCUUUAUGCUUCGCUAAGAAGGUUUCCACCACUCAGCCUUGCAGCUCCUAACCAGCUUGUCCACAGGUCCCACACUUCCUUGUAGGAUCAGAUCCUCCAGCCCAGCGUGCUUGUCAGUAAAGGGAAAAUGAAGACCAAACAUACUGGGACGGAGAUAAGCAGCUGGACACUCAGUAGCCCACGUACACAAAGAUUUGUGUGCUCACAGACAUUUUAAAGCACACUCACAGAAAGAUACUCAUUUAAUAUCCAUGUACCCUGAGCAACAUGCAUCAACAACGAUAGACCUUUCCAACCCCAUGACACACCUCCAGACACACUCCAGGCGUUCUGUCCGACCACAGGCAUCGUCUGCACGACUUCCUGAAGGCUAUCACAUAGAUCUGCAUGCACCUUAGUGCCAUGAUGUUCUUGCUGCGCACAUCUGAGCACAUUGGCGUUCCAGUCCACAGCUGGUCAAAGCAACAUUCGGCACACCUGCCUGAACACAGACUUGUCUGUCCAACACAGCAUUGUUACCCCACCAUCAUUCCAAAUGCACAUCAUUCCUGAGGUUGGUGCACUGAACACGCCUGUCAGACACUCACCACACACAAGCUUUCCUCGCAAACAUCUGACCAUGGACACCGGCCUACCUGGAGCACCCCUGCAGCUUCUGCAGCUCCAUGUUACCCCCUGUUCUCCCAUACCUUCUAGAAUGCACCUGGAAAGUCAACCACUCCCACCUGCUACCACAGAAAGGGCUGGCAGAGUAGCCCCCUCCCACUUCCCCAGAUGCAGAAGGACAAAGGUUAUUGCACAAUAUACAAAUAGCUGUUUUGUGAAACACUAAUAUGCAAUGUAGUUUUAUUAUUAUUGUUAUUAUGAUAAUGAAUAUUGUUAUAAUGUUGUUUUUGUUUUGUUUUACACAAAUGUUGGUUCUCUUCACUCCCACCAGAGAAAUUGUAGUAUGUGUAUAAAAAUGCCUUCAUUUGAAACGAUAACCCAUGUGAAGUGAAAGUAACUUUAUUACCCUUCCCCAUUCUCCAAGUUAGGUUUUCUAAUAUAUUGAACCAGCGUCAGCACUUGAUAAUAAAGCUAUGAGUGUUUGUAUCCUG